AUGAUAGAGGCCACCGCCUAUCACGUGGCAUGGAGUCAAGUUAUGGUGCCAAAGUUGGUUCAAAUACUCCUGGCCAAGAGGAAAACCAUCUUCUUCAGUAGAUGUGUAAUACAGAUUGGACUAAUGUUUUUUAUUGCAUCUUCUGAAGCCUUUCUCCUCUCAGCCAUGGCCUACGACCGCUACUCAGCCAUCUGCAACCCUCUGGUUUAUGUGACAGUCAUGAACAAACAGUUCUGUAUCUUUCUGGCCUGUGGUUCUUGUCUACUUGGGGUCACCAACUCCCUGCUCAACACCCUGCCUCUGCUGAGGCUGCACUUCUGUGGCCCCCGCCUCAUCCACCACUACAGCUGUGAGAUGCCUGAACUCUUACCUCUCUCCUGCACUGACCUCUUCCUGAACAAAAUGAUCUUGUUCACUACCUUAGUUAUCUUUGGGUUUGGCUGCUUCUUCCCCAUCCUGUUUUCUUAUACCCGAAUCAUCUCUGCCAUCCUGAAGAUCAGCUCAGCCUCAGGCAGAAGCAAAGCUUUUUCUACUUGCUCCUCCCAUGUGAUUGUAGUAACCUUGUUUUUUCUGACAGGUUUGGGUCGAUAUUUGAGCCCUGCUACUGGCUCUAUCCUGGAACAAGUCAUCUCCCUGCAGUAUAGCACUGUGACACCAUUAUUGAACCCCAUCAUCUAUAGUCUGAAGAAUGUGGAAGUCAGAAUCGCCAUAAAGAAAAUAUUGGGGAAAAAAAAGUUUCCUCUCUAA
Gracilinanus agilis (Agile Gracile Mouse Opossum) is the source of this 747-nucleotide messenger RNA. Its product is annotated as olfactory receptor 8S1-like. Gene Ontology annotation, biological process: G protein-coupled receptor signaling pathway. Gene Ontology annotation, cellular component: membrane. The transcript has 2 exons. The record is from RefSeq and is a predicted model, not a curated record. The coding region runs from base 1 to 747 and encodes 248 amino acids. Lineage: Eukaryota; Metazoa; Chordata; Mammalia; Didelphimorphia; Didelphidae. Gene Ontology annotation, molecular function: G protein-coupled receptor activity; olfactory receptor activity.